Molecule: messenger RNA, 1671 nt
Organism: Owenia fusiformis
Lineage: Eukaryota; Metazoa; Annelida; Polychaeta; Sabellida; Oweniidae
Source: the annotation of a GenBank genome assembly
AUGACAGGUGAAACUCAAGUCAAACUAAAAAAGUCAACUGUGGAACUUGGAACUGGAACUGGAAGAGAAUUUUUUUUACUCUCAUGCUCUUCGAAGUCUAUGAAAUUCAACCGCACACAUCGAUCAUGCUAAUUAUAGCUCAGUAAAGGAUAUGGAAAACCACUCUACAAAACUACAUGACUAAAGACUCAUAAAGCCAAGAAAACGGGUCAUAAUUACCUGAUUUGAACGAAAAUAUUAUUUUUGUGGCCAAAAUUUCAUAACCUCGUUUCAUUCUCGUCACACACCAAUGCGAGACGUUGGCGUGAUUUGGAAUUUUUCUUAGCUCUUGAUAUUGAAAUCUGCCAUACAACGAAUGCAGUAUUGAUCAAAAUGGGAGGCUGUUUAUCCAACCCUGCAAGACCCGAGGAAACGGCAGAAGCGCCACCAAAGCAGUAUUCAUGGGAUAAAAGACGUCAGGAGCUUGACCCUAAGGACUAUACGUAUGAUGGACUGAAGGGAGAGACUGUUGGCAAGACUCCUGGACAAUUAAAUGGUCAGCAGUUCACUAUACAAAACUGUGAGGACUGCAACAUAUACAUAUUUGACCAUGUUUCCACUGUACAAAUAGAUGAUUGUGUCAACUGUAGAAUAUUUGUAGGUCCAGUCAAACAGAGUUUGUUCAUCCGUGACUGCAAAGACUGCAAAUUGAUGACUGCGUGUCAACAGUUUAGGACAAGAGACUGUAAAAAGAUUGACAUAUUCCUGAGUUGCGUCACUCAGCCAAUCAUAGAGUCAUCUACAGGCAUGAAGUUUGCCUCCUUUCAGUUCUCAUAUCCACAGUUAGAAGAUCAAUUUAAAAGUUCUCAAAUCAGCAUAUACAAUAAUAAUUGGAGCUCAAUUCAUGAUUUCACCCCAGUUGAUGGUGAAAACAACCACUCAUUAUUACCAGAAGAUGCCAAAGUAGAAGAUUACAUUCCCAUACCAACCAUCGAACAUUUUCAAAAUAUGCAGCUGUCCACAGAUUCAAAUAAAAGUGUUGUGCCAAGAACUUUGGGAUCUCGGCGGAAGCCCUCAGAUCAGAGUUGCCUUGUAGUUUUCUUCAAUGAUGGAGGUUCGCAAGACAGGGCUAAGAGAUUCAUAGAGGCAAUGAGGCAAUAUGACUGUGUGCUGGUUCAGACCAAAGAGAUGUCAUUAAAAUCAGAAGAUGCUGAGAGAGUAUUUGGUACUGAUGCUUAUAAUGCAGUUGCAUCAACAGGUCCAGUGAUUGGCUUUGAGUACAAUGGUGAUGGUGUGGUAGAGCGGUGCCAGGAACAAGUGGUGACUGUAUCACAGGGAACAACAGGGAUGGUUUUCGUCAGCCAGAAUCAUAAACUUGCUGCUCAGCAGAUAGACAACUUUUAUAACUUUGCUGAAAUGCAGAUGGCGGUCUAGGCAGAUGAUAAAUAAUCAUGUUAACCCUGUCUAAUAGGGGCUAAAUGGAUCAGUUAAUGAUGUGUCACAACAUGCACAUCCUUAUAGAGCUGGUUUGACCCGUUUUGACAUUGUCUAAAAUGCAUUUGUGCACAGAAGGGGCAACUACAUACAGCUAAACAAAAUUGCAAGAUCACAUAUGAAAGUGCUCCUAUAUCAGCCCUGAUAAUUUAUUAAACUGCAUAGAAAGAGAAAUUUUACAUGUGAGCUACACUGAAA